This is a messenger RNA of Cheilinus undulatus (humphead wrasse), 2069 nucleotides long. RefSeq names its product RNA binding motif protein 38 (gene rbm38). The transcript is spliced from 4 exons. Bases 200 to 952 code for a protein of 250 amino acids. Gene Ontology annotation, molecular function: RNA binding. Gene Ontology annotation, cellular component: cytosol. The record is from RefSeq and is a predicted model, not a curated record. Lineage: Eukaryota; Metazoa; Chordata; Actinopteri; Labriformes; Labridae.
GACAUGAGGUUCGGGGACACCUGUCAGGCGGGCUACACAUCCAGGAGCUGUAUUUGAGGAAACUAGAGACUGGAGGUUUGGUCAUGGAUACGCUGUUGUCGCUUUUAUAGCCUCUGUUUAACCAAGGAGUGUAAAGUUAUCCUGCUGCCUUCUUGUUUUUCUUUGUCUUGGUCUUUUGGGGGGUUUUCUUCUAAGCCGCAUGAGUUCGCAGCUGUUUUUAGGUCAGCUGGUAGGGGUUCCGUUAGAAAUAAUGCACCCCACCAUGGAGAAAGACACGACCUACACUAAGAUCUUCGUCGGUGGACUGCCUUAUCACACCAACGAUGCUUCACUUCGGAAAUAUUUUGAGACUUUCGGGGACAUCGACGAGGCGGUGGUGAUCACGGACAAACAGACCGGCAAGUCCAGAGGAUAUGGCUUUGUGACCAUGGUGGACAGAGGGGCAGCAGAGCGGGCUUGCAAAGACGCCAACCCAAUCAUCGAUGGCAGGAAGGCUAAUGUGAACCUGGCGUACCUGGGAGCAAAGCCUCGUAACUCACAGACAAGUCUCUCUGUUGGAGUGCAGCAAGUCCAUCCUACGUGGGCUCAGAGGCAAUAUGGGUUUGCCCAGCAGUACGUCUACCCCCAGGCGUUCCUCCAGCCCAGCCUGGUCCUCCAGUCCCAGCUCAGCCCUACAGCAGCGGCACUGGCCUCCCCCUACCUGGACUACAGCUCUGCAUACAGCCACUAUGCCCCCACAGGACUAGAGCAGUACCCCUACACCCAUUCACCCUCGCCCUCGGCUGGCUACCUCAGCUACAGCUUCACCCCUGGGAAUUCAGCGCCCGCUCUUACCACAUCUCCAACCCCAUCAGCUGCCAUCCACCCUCCUCUGGCUGCACUCACCACCCUGUCUGCCGCCCCCCAGGCCAUCCUCCACUACCCUCUCCACCAGCCCGACCGCAUGCAGUGAGCAGCCCCACGUGGAGCUGGAGCUGCCAAGCUGAUGGUUUAAAACAGUGUGACUGUUAAACUGUGACAUCAUCAGGAUGAGACUGGACUACCAGGAAGAGAGUGUGUUGUAAUCAAAGGGCUUUUAGAGAGCACUCUCAUUCCUGUUUUUAUAUAUACAUUAUUGUUUUAAUAGUUAAUGAAAAUGUUACAUUCAUCAGCGUAUGAUCUGAAUGUUUUUCAAAAAUGUCAGAAGUCAGGGAACAGAAUGAGACAAUAAUCUACUGGACAUUUUAGUGCUGAGGUCGGAGGCAUGCUGUCUGCUGGAGGGUGGCCGGGUAAAGACAAUAAGAAAUAUGCCUGUUUGACAUGAUGCUGCGGCUGCAGUUUCUCCAAAGGUACUGGGCUGAAUGCUGGAUAUCAGCCAAGCUGAGAGCUACUUCCUUUUUCAGAAACACUGGUCCAAUAACCUUCUUCUUCAAGGUUACCUUUCUGUCUAUGGCCUUAGAGAUCUCUCACUCUCUCUGUACCUUCUUUACUUUGGGUUCUUCAUUUUUAUCCUUUGGUCUUAAAAUGGUAAAAUAUUCUUUACAGCUCCCCUAGUUUUGUGUCAUCGCCUGCUGGCAAGUCAUUGCACAGUGAUAAUCACACUUUAAAUUAAUAUGCUAUUAUAAUGAGAAAAGGUGACCAAGAAUAAGGUAGAAAACACUGGCCUUCAUUGUUUUUGUAAUACUAUUGCACCAUAGCUAUGACACAAGAGUCCCACAGCUGCUUAUUAGGCUUUUCUGACUGGUUAAUUUUGGAUUCGGUCUUUGUGACUGUUUGGUUUUGUCAAAAUUUAAUUACAAAUUUAUCAGUACAUAUCAGCUAAAUGUGUUUGUAGGUGCGAAGAUGUGAAAAUGUGAGUGUAUUUGUCGUCUGUUUCUGUGUGUGUGGUUGAAUGAGUAAGAGAAAUAGAGCGAUGCAGUAUACCCCAGUGUCAGGACCAAGCUCCUUCCCAGUCCAUUGUACUGGUCAGAGUUGUUUCUUUGUUCUUCUUUUCCCAGCAGCAACAUUCAGAUGGAUGCUUUUGUAAUGAUGAUAAGAGGCUCACACUGCUUUGGCAAAACUUUCGUAGUCACCAUGACAACUAACAAAUA